GCGCUAGUGAGUCAUAGUAAAGAACGGAACUUCCUCCUGGUUCCGAACGUCUCCGUGGCUCAUUUAUUGAAAUAUUCCUCUUUUCAGCCCACCUGGGAAGUCCCACUGCUGGCUUCACAGCCUAUUUAAAGGAGGGAUUGCAGCACCCGACGUGUAGCAAUCGCUGAAUUCCUUCAGACCUGUUGCGCCUCUUCGUUUACACUCAACAAAUCCAAGAGCGGCGUGGGAAUGGAGAGCAACAAGGCGUGUCUCUUUGCAGCGCUGUGCGUCUUCCUCAUUGUUUCCAGCUUCGUCUGCAGCUCAGAUUCAGCGAGCUGCUGCUUGAGAUACACCAAAAUGAAGCUGUCCUGCCUUCAGGUGAAGAACUACAGCGUUCAGACCAUCCACGGCUCCUGUGACAUCUCUGCCAUUAUUUUCCACGUCAACAGGAGGUUCGUGUGCGCCGACCCGGCGAAGCCGUGGACCAGGAGGGCCGUGAAGUGCGUGGAUGAGAGACGGAAGAAGAGAGUUAAUGAAGUCCUGAAGAAACUGAGCAAUGACAACAAAACUCAAUAACUUGGAGUCAAAAUGGCUGGAAAAUAAGA
Molecule: messenger RNA, 584 nt
Organism: Gambusia affinis (western mosquitofish)
Lineage: Eukaryota; Metazoa; Chordata; Actinopteri; Cyprinodontiformes; Poeciliidae
Gene: ccl20b
Product: chemokine (C-C motif) ligand 20b
Exons: 5
Coding region: 229-555 (108 amino acids)
Biological process (GO): chemokine-mediated signaling pathway; lymphocyte chemotaxis; cellular response to type II interferon
Cellular component (GO): extracellular region
Molecular function (GO): chemokine activity; CCR chemokine receptor binding
Source: RefSeq, a predicted model, not a curated record